CAUCUCUAGAUGCAUAUCUGUUUUAUUGUUUACUUCGUUGUAUUCAUAAGUACAUUUUCCUAUAAGUUUCGUUCGUCCUAAACUUAUUGCUGCCUCUGUUUCAUUACAAUUCUUAAUGAUUGAAAUAACUUUAUAAGAGAAAUCACGGUUGUAAUUAACAUUUUGAUAAUAAUGGCCGCCAAAUCGGAGGAAAUAGGUGGUCCUAAGUUCGAGCGGGCGACACAAGCGCAAAUUAAAUUCUAUGUUGAAUACUGUAAGAAGCAUCCUGAAAUUUCACAAUACCUUUCGAAAAGACGUGGAAAGAUUGCUCCUAUCCAUAUACAAGAGUUAUGGUCUCAGUUAGCAGACACACUUAACUCGAUGAAUGGGCCUACUAGGACUGCAAAAAAAUGGCAGGAAUCAUUGCAAAUGUGGAAAAAUAAGUUACGUGCCCGGGCCCGUCAAAACUCGGCGCAAACCGGUAAAAGGUGUCGCCAAGAAGACCUAUUGAAGUUAAUUGAAAGUAAAUACUCAAAAUAUGAUGCAGUUCCUACUAUGAAAAAACGCCAACCUGAGAAACCUGCAAAUGUGCAUCAUCAGACAGAAGAUAGCGAAGCUACAUGUGAUCUUGAAUUGCCCUUCGAUUCAAUUUUCCUACCUUGCGAUGGCAUGAUGGGCAGCACUUCUUCGUCUUCGAGGUCGCCUUCUCCCGUCUCAGACGUUUCCACCGCACCUGCUCCGAAAACGUCAAAAAAGCAAACUAAAAAAUCCGUUAAUUCUCAAAGAGGGAAUUUUUCUGGAAUUUGUAACACGCUUAUUAAAAGCUUAGAAGCACGUAGAGAAAGGGAGGAAAUACUCUCUAUAAACCAACAAAAUGUUAUCAUGAAAUUAGAUCAAACGUUGACUGCUAUGAAUCAGGUUUUAGAAAAAAUCGACUUUAAAUUAUAUAGUGUCUUGAGCGAAUGACGCCUGCAGUCAGAUUCCAACAUUCGCUGUCGCUAAUUUUGAUCAACAAAAUCUCCAAAAGAAAUCAGGCGCCCUUAACAACAUUAAACAUCUAGUUGGAUGAAUGCUCCACAUACUGCCAGACUUGGCUGUUUACACAGUACA
This is a messenger RNA of Rhagoletis zephyria (snowberry fruit fly), 1089 nucleotides long. RefSeq lists its product as uncharacterized. The record is from RefSeq and is a predicted model, not a curated record. Lineage: Eukaryota; Metazoa; Arthropoda; Insecta; Diptera; Tephritidae.